Molecule: messenger RNA, 1035 nt
Organism: Ambispora leptoticha
Lineage: Eukaryota; Fungi; Glomeromycota; Glomeromycetes; Archaeosporales; Ambisporaceae
Source: the annotation of a GenBank genome assembly
AUGUCUCCAAGUGCAGUCACACCUGCUAAUGGCAUCGGUAUCGCCAACUUACCAAACCAAAGACACAAGAUUGUCGCUAAACGCGGAACAAACUUCACACUCAUGGUUGUUGGCGAGUCUGGGCUUGGCAAGACAACUUUCAUCAAUACCCUCUUUACCACUACCAUCAAGGAAAAAAAGAACCAAGCUAAACGUCACGCAAAACAAACCGAUAAGACAGUAGAAAUUGAAAUAACAAAAGCGGAGUUAGAAGAGAAGAAGUUCAAUGUAAAAUUGACCGUUAUCGACACUCCUGGGUUCGGCGACUAUGUUAAUAAUCGUGAUAGCUGGCUACCGAUUGUCGAAUUUAUCGAUGAUCAGCAUGAGUCAUAUAUGCGCCAGGAGCAGCAACCACUUCGUAAAGAGAAAUUAGAUUUACGUGUUCACGCUUGUCUGUACUUUAUCCGUCCAACUGGGCAUACCCUUAAACCGUUAGACAUUGAGAUCAUGAAACGUUUAGGUUCUCGUGUCAAUCUCAUUCCGGUGAUCGCGAAAGCCGACACUCUUACACCAGCUGAUUUGGAGAAAUUUAAGAGACGCGUCAGAGAAGUGAUUGCCGCUCAAAGCAUUCAAGUUUAUCAAUGUCCAAUUGAAAGUGAUGACGAGACUAGCACCAAACGUAACAUGAACAUCAUGGCAGCAAUGCCAUUCGCGGUUAUUGGUAGCGACCAAGAUGUAGUUACCCCCGAUGGUCGCAAAGUUAAAGGUAGACAAUAUAGCUGGGGUGUGGCCGAAGUUGAGAAUGAAGAACAUUGUGAUUUCAAGAAACUUCGCAGUCUUGUAAUUAGGACACAUAUGUUGGAUCUUGUAUCUACCACCGAAGAGAUACAUUACGAAAACUAUCGUCAGUCCCAGAUGGAAACCAGAAAGUUUGGCGAAGCAAAACCAAAGAAACUCGAUAAUCCUAAAUUCAAGGAGGAGGAAGAGUCUCUUCGUAAACGAUUUACUGAACAAGUUAAAUUAGAAGAAAACCGUUUCCGACAAUGGGAGCAACAU